Messenger RNA from Gastrolobium bilobum, 2085 nucleotides. RefSeq names its product calcium-dependent protein kinase 10-like. The record is from RefSeq and is a predicted model, not a curated record. Bases 1 to 1629 code for a protein of 542 amino acids. NCBI's taxonomy places the organism in Eukaryota, Viridiplantae, Streptophyta, Magnoliopsida, Fabales, Fabaceae. Gene Ontology annotation, molecular function: calmodulin binding; calcium-dependent protein serine/threonine kinase activity; calcium ion binding. Gene Ontology annotation, cellular component: cytoplasm; nucleus. The transcript is spliced from 7 exons. Gene Ontology annotation, biological process: protein autophosphorylation; peptidyl-serine phosphorylation; intracellular signal transduction.
AUGGGUAAUUGCAACACUUGCGUGAGAGCAGAUGUAGUAGAAGAGAAGCCGAGCGAGUCGAACCGGGGGAGAAGGAAAAAAACCCAACCGAACCCAUACGCUGAGGAAGGGGACCGGUCUGCAGGUCCGGUUCGGGUGCUGAAUGAUGUGAUUCCGGGGAUCCGAAUCGGGGACAAGUACGUGUUGGGUCGGGAACUGGGUCGGGGCGAGUUCGGGAUAACGUACCUAUGCACGGACAGGGAAACGAAGCAGGAGCUGGCGUGCAAGUCGAUAUCGAAGCGGAAGCUGAGGACCGCCGUGGACGUGGAGGACGUGCGGCGGGAGGUGGCGAUCAUGUCGACGUUGCCGGAGCAUCCGAACGUGGUGAAGCUGAAGGCGACUUACGAGGAUGAAGAGAAUGUGCACCUGGUGAUGGAGCUCUGCGAGGGAGGGGAACUCUUCGAUAGGAUCGUUGCGAGGGGGCAUUACAGCGAGCGUGCGGCGGCACACGUGGCAAGGACCAUAGCUGAGGUUGUUAGGAUGUGCCAUUCCAAUGGAGUCAUGCAUAGGGACCUUAAGCCUGAGAAUUUUCUCUUUGCUAAUAAGAAAGAGAACUCGCUUCUUAAAGCCAUUGAUUUUGGUCUCUCUGUGUUUUUUAAGCCUGGAAUGAGGUUUUCUGAAAUUGUUGGGAGUCCUUACUAUAUGGCGCCGGAGGUUUUGAAGAGGAAUUAUGGGCCAGAGGUUGAUGUGUGGAGUGCUGGAGUCAUUCUUUAUAUUUUGUUAUGUGGGGUUCCUCCGUUUUGGGCAGAGACUGAACAAGGGGUUGCUUUGGCGAUUUUGAGAGGUGUGAUUGACUUCAAGAGGGAGCCUUGGCCUCAGAUUUCGGAUAGUGCUAAGAGCCUUGUGCGGCAGAUGUUGGAACCCGAUCCUAAAAAGCGCUUGACGGCUGAACAGGUGCUUGAACAUUCCUGGCUACAAAAUGCAAAGAAAGCUUCAAAUGUUCCAUUAGGAGAUAUUGUGAGGACAAGGCUUAAGCAGUUCUCUGUGAUGAAUAGAUUCAAAAAGAGAGCUCUUCGGGUAAUUGCAGAACAUUUAUCUCUUGAGGAGGUAGAAAUAAUCAAAGAUAUGUUUACAUUGAUGGAUACUGACAAAGAUGGCAAAGUAUCAUUCGAGGAACUGAAGGCUGGUAUGCGGAAGGUUGGUUCACAAUUAGCUGAGCCGGAGAUAAAGAUGCUGAUGGAAGUGGCUGAUGUUGAUAGGAAUGGAGUACUUGACUAUGGAGAGUUUGUAGCUGUGACAAUUCACUUGCAAAGAAUGGAGAAUGAUGAGCAUAUCCGCAAAGCAUUCAUGUUUUUUGACAAAGAUGGCAGUGGUUAUAUUGAGUUAGUUGAGCUAGAGGAAGCAUUAGUAGAUGAAUCAGGAGAAACUGAUGCUGAUGUAUUGAAUGACAUCAUGCGUGAAGUUGACACUGACAAGGAUGGUCGCAUCAGUUAUGAGGAGUUUAUGGCCAUGAUGAAAACUGGAACUGAUUGGAGAAAAGCAUCUAGGCAGUACUCAAGGGAGAGAUUCAAGAGCUUGAGCAUAAAUUUGAUGAAGGAUGGUUCACUUCAGCUUCAUGAUGGGAUUAGUGGUCAAGCUGUAGUGGUUUGAGUACGAAGUUAUUUCUUUCUGUAACCUUGGUGUUCACUCAGUUUCUCUUUUUCCUUCACCACUUACCAUUCUUGAAAGUCGGGUUUGUGGAACCUCCGUGAAAGCAAGCAAGUUUUGGUUGGAGCGUUUUGAAGCAUACUAUUACCUUGAGUUGGAGGGUGGUUUGGCAUAUAUUUCUCAGUUGGAUUGGGUGUUAGAUGCCUGAAGCAUGCAUUGGAGGCUUGCAUACUAAAGACGUUUUAUAGCUUCUCACCAAAUAUUGUGGGGGCACAUGCUGGAGGCCUCAAAUUGUCACUUAUUCUUUGUAUAUCUUCCUCCUGUUAUUUGUGUUUGAUAAUUUCAUUGAUAAAUGUGAUUUUUCUAACUUAUGGGCAGAAAACCAGUUUGGGUUUGUCUCGUUGGCAGCGUGAACUACUGAAAAAGUUUAGUAAUCUGCCAGUUUAAACAAUUCUAUUU